Molecule: messenger RNA, 1647 nt
Organism: Fusarium keratoplasticum
Lineage: Eukaryota; Fungi; Ascomycota; Sordariomycetes; Hypocreales; Nectriaceae
Exons: 2
Coding region: 1-1647 (548 amino acids)
Biological process (GO): transsulfuration
Molecular function (GO): pyridoxal phosphate binding; cystathionine gamma-synthase activity
Source: RefSeq, a predicted model, not a curated record
AUGUCCGCCAGAAUCACGACCGAGUUUGGCCAGGCAGUUCCACCAGCCCCUCGCCAUGCUGUCACUGUUCAUAUGGGGCCCGGGUGGGAAAACGCCGAGAGAUUCGGGGCUGAUUCGGCGUCUAUCGUUGCCAAGUUCAAGAAUACCUACCCUCGCACAAGGCCGCAUCGUGAUAUCGCUCAGCUUUCUGCGGCUGUGCUGGACUAUAUUGGCUCUGCCGACAAGGCGUGCCUUCUGUUCUCUUCGCUCCAGUCGGCCAAACAAUGCGUCGAGUACGCUACAUCGAGCAAGCGCGAUAAUGGCAUCGACAAACAGCCGCUUACAACUGAAGAACUCACAAUUCGUGCUUUCGUCGCAAAGGAUCCUUUUACAGCCGUCAUAUUUCCGUCAGAAAAGUAUCCAGUUGUUGCCGGGUUCUGGAGCACCGUUGGUGUCGGUGUCAGCUCUCGAUUUGCCGAAGCCAACCUGGCUUGUUUAAAUCAGCUUAAAGAAGUUUCUAUUCUCGACACCGAAACAGACAGAGCCAAGUUUGAAAGCCCAGCGCACGAGACUCUGCGACAAAGAAUCCUGUCCUUCCUGAAGCGGGCGCCAUUGUACCCCGAUACACCACCAACGGCGACCGUCGACGAUGUCUACUUGUAUCAAUCAGGCAUGGCUUCCAUCUACAAGCCCCACUCGUACAUGCUUGACAGCUACCAAGGCGCAUCUGUUCUCUUUGGGAUGGCCUUUAUGGACACUCUCACAACACUGGAACAAUUUGGCCCUGAAAGCAAGUUUUUCGGACUGGGCUCGGAUGAGGACAUUCUUGAACUGGAGGCCUAUCUUCAAGACAGCCGGUCCAAGGGCCGAAAGGUGCAAGCUCUCUGGGUAGAGUUCCCGGCCAAUCCGUUGCUCACAUCUCCAGACAUUGCUCGACUCCGUAAGUUAGCGACUGAGUACGAUGUCGUCUUGGGCAUUGACGACACGAUUGGGAGCUGGGCCAACAUUGACGUGAUCUCGAUGGCGGAUAUUCUGGUAACGUCUAUCACGAAAUCUUUCAAUGGCUACGCCGACGCUAUCGGAGGAACUGCUAUUCUCAAUCCUGCCUCUCCCAAAUACCAUGAGCUCAAGCCAAUAUUCGAUGCGCAUUACGUGCCAGAGUUUUACAUCGACGAUGCAGAGGCCAUUGAGCGAAAUAGUCGCGAUUACUUGGCUCGCACGGCAAAGCUGAAUAGCAACGCUAGUGCCGUUGUCGAGUAUCUAUAUUCUCAAUCCCAGGACCCAAACAGCGCCGUUCGCCAAGUCUAUUACCCUUCAGUCAACCCUUCCGGAGCCAAUUAUAAACGUUUCAUGCGCCCUGAAACACCCGAUUUCACCCCUGGAUAUGGCUGUGUUUUCAGUGUUGAGUUGGACAACCUUGACACGACCAGGGUGUUUUAUGACAACCUCAACAUCCACAAGAGCGUGCACCUGGGUGCGCCUUUCACCUUGGCAUUUGCCUACACGAUGUGUGCUUAUCAAAAGAGACUGGAUUGGGCGGCCCAGUUUGGCUUGAAACCAACGCAGAUCAGGAUCUCGGUUGGGCUCGAAGAUACGGACACGCUGCUUGAGGACUUUCGAGUCGCAGUUGAGGCGGCCGACAAGGCAAAGAAAACCGGGGCAGAAUAG